GGCCGAGGGCGUUCGCCGCGCGUUGGCCGAGGCGGGGGCGGCCGUUCCCCUCCAGCCAAGACGCUGUUGGGCGUCGGCCUCUUCCGCCGCUGCCCCCGGCUCGGCUCAGCCCCGCCCCGAGCGGCGGCGGCGGCUUCUUGACCCCGGUGCCAUGCGUCCCGGUCGUGUGGGCAUGGUCGUGUCCUGGGCGCUGCCUGCGCCCCUCAGCCCGGCGCAGCUGAAGCGCCUGGAGCAGCACCGCUACAGCGCGGCCGGGCGCUCGCUGCUGGAGCCGUGGCUGCAGCCCUACUGGGGCUGGCUGGUGGAGCAGGUCCCGCGGGGGCUGGCGCCCAACGCCAUCACUAUGGGCGGCCUCCUGCUGAACUGCCUGACGGCGCUGCCGCUCAUCGUCUCCUGCCCCAGCGUCACCGAGCAGGCACCUUUUUGGGCAUACAUCCUGGGUGCACUAGGACUUUUUAUCUACCAGUCUCUGGAUGCCAUUGAUGGGAAGCAAGCCAGAAGAACAAACAGUAGUUCUCCCCUUGGAGAGCUCUUUGAUCAUGGUUGCGACUCUAUUUCCACAGUAUUUGUUGUCCUUGGAUCCUGCAUAGCAAUCCGACUAGGAACAAAUCCUGACUGGUUGUUUUUCUGUUGUUUUGUGGGACUGUUCAUGUUCUAUUCUGCUCACUGGCAGACAUACGUAUCAGGCAUACUAAGGUUUGGAAAAAUUGAUGUAACUGAAGUUCAGAUCACCAUAACAAUGCUGCUCUUGAUAACUGCCUAUGGAGGAGCAGGAAUGUGGGACUAUAAGGUCCCUUUGCUGGGCUUAGAACUGAAGUUCUUUGCAGUUAUUGGCAUCCUGUGUGGAACAGCAAUUUCUUUUUUCAAUUACUUCCGUGUCAUCUUUGGUGGAGGGGUUGGAAAGAAUGGAUCUACAAUAGCAGGAACAAGUGUUCUUUCACCAGCCCUGCACAUUGGUCUGCUUAUCACAUUGGCCAUUACAAUUUAUAAAAAGUCUACAACUCAGCUCUUUGAGAAACAUUCUUGCCUGUAUGUCUUGACGUUUGGGUUUGUGAAUGCCAAAAUCUCACAGAAGUUGGUGGUGGCUCACAUGACAAAAAGUGAAAUUUGUCUUCAGGACUCUGCAUUUAUCGGGCCAGGACUUUUGUUUUUGGACCAGUACUUCAACAGUUUCAUUGAUGAAUAUAUUGUUCUGUGGAUAGCAUUGUUCAUAUCCUUGUUUGAUAUGCUGAGAUAUGCCACUGGUGUGUGCCUACAGAUUGCCGCUCAUCUUCAUAUACAUGUCUUCAGAAUUUCAUCUCAUCAAGCUCCUGAGCAGGUACAAGUUGCUCCUCCACUGAGCCAUCAGAAUAACAUGGACUGAAGAGACUUGCGAACAGUUGCCAUCUCCUGCUGUUGCUGUCACAAGAAAAGGAGAUAAUGCUGAACAAAUGCUGUAUCAAUAAGAUUCCUUUGAAUUAAAUGAAUGUCAAAUGAC
This is a messenger RNA of Serinus canaria (Common canary), 1477 nucleotides long. It is a transcript of the gene CHPT1, whose product is annotated as choline phosphotransferase 1. Gene Ontology annotation, biological process: phosphatidylethanolamine biosynthetic process. NCBI's taxonomy places the organism in Eukaryota, Metazoa, Chordata, Aves, Passeriformes, Fringillidae. Bases 152 to 1363 code for a protein of 403 amino acids. Gene Ontology annotation, molecular function: ethanolaminephosphotransferase activity; diacylglycerol cholinephosphotransferase activity. The record is from RefSeq and is a predicted model, not a curated record. Gene Ontology annotation, cellular component: endoplasmic reticulum membrane; Golgi apparatus. The transcript has 9 exons.